AACGUGGAUGACACGCACUGGAAGGAGCCGAGUUCACCAGACUGAGCCACGGAGAUCGAGAAUCGUUGUCUUCUUCUUCUACACAGCCUCCAAGUCCAAACUUUGUUACGUCUCUCUCUCUCUCUCUCCUUUAGCUCCGUUUUGUCUGAUCUCGUCGGUGUCUGAAUCUCCCGGACUCGCUAAACGCCGAGAUCUCGUCCUCCACGUUUCUCAAGAUCCACCUAUGAGCUCUGACUUGAUCAGUGCAAACAGAUGGGAGCUGAGAAGAAAUGGCUAUUCACUCUCUUCUCUGUAGUGUUCCUCUCUGUCUUCCUCCUCUUACUACUCUACUCUCUCUCUGCUUUCACCUCUAAGCCUUUCCCUUCCCCUAUCCAUCACGGCCCUCAUCACCCGCCAUCUUUCGCUUACUACAUAACCGGAGGUCAUGGGGACGGUGACCGGAUCUUUAGGUUGCUCCUCGCGGUUUAUCAUCCGAGGAACCGGUAUCUUCUCCAUCUCGGCGCUGAAGCUACUGAAGCAGAGAGGCUAUCUCUUCUCUCCCGCUUGAAAACUGUCCCUGCUGUGAACGCCUUUGGGAACGUUGAUGUGCUGGGGAAAGUUGAUCGUCUCUCUGACAAUGGCGCUUCUAAAACGGCUGCUACUCUCCACGCUGUCUCCAUCUUGCUGAAGCUUGGUCGCUCUUGGAACUGGUUCAUUGAGCUUAGCGCCUUGGAUUAUCCCCUCAUUACUCAAGACGACUUGUCUCAUGUGUUUGCCUCGGUUAACAGAAGCAUCAACUUCAUUGAUCAUACUAGUGAUCUAUCUUGGAAAGAAUCUCAGAGAAUCAAACCUAUUGUUGUCGAUCCAGCACUAUACUUAGCAAGAAGAACACAGCUCUUCACUGCUACUGAGAAGAGACCAACACCAGAUGCUUUCAAAGUCUUUACAGGCUCGCCGUGGAUCGUACUAAGCAGAUCUUUCUUGGAGUAUUGCAUCUUCGGUUGGGACAAUCUACCGAGAAUCCUCCUCAUGUAUUUCAACAACGUGAUCCUCUCUGAAGAAUGCUACUUCCACACCGUGAUAUGCAACGCUCCCGAGUUUAGUAACACGACAGUCAACGGUGACUUGCGUUACAUGGUAUGGGACAGUCCGCCGAAGAUGGAGCCGCACUUCCUCAGCGUAUCGGAUUACGACGCAAUGGCUCAGAGCGGAGCAGCUUUCGCUAGGCAGUUCAAGAAAGACGAUCCGGUUUUGGACAUGGUCGAUAGAGAUAUCUUGAAACGUCGUGGACGUUACAGGGUGACUCCUGGCGCUUGGUGCGCGAGGCAUGGUAGUAGCUGGUGGUGGACUGAUCCUUGCUCGGAGUGGGAUGAUGUUAACGUGGUCAAAGGUGGACCUCAGGCUAAGAAGCUUGAUGAGACGGUAACGAAUUUUCUAGAUGAUUUGAGUUCGCAAACGAAUCAAUGCAAGUAGAAGAAAGGGGAAUGAUGGGGAUUUGUCGGAAUCGGAAUCAGUUAUACACACGACACGAGUUUUACAUUGUUUUAAUGUCUGUAAGGUUUUUAAUUCUUUGAGAGCUGAUUGUAUUUAUAAAGUAGCUGGUAUGUAUCAUUAGUUGUCGUCUACCUUCUUGUAUCUCCUGCAUAAACAGUGGUCUUCUUCUGAAAGGAGGACAUAUCUCUUGAGUCUUGGCUACUCUGCUGUAGAGUACAUUCUCUUCUGAAGAUAAAUUUUUCGGUUUUGGUUUA
Molecule: messenger RNA, 1727 nt
Organism: Raphanus sativus (radish)
Lineage: Eukaryota; Viridiplantae; Streptophyta; Magnoliopsida; Brassicales; Brassicaceae
Product: beta-glucuronosyltransferase GlcAT14A-like
Exons: 4
Coding region: 253-1452 (399 amino acids)
Cellular component (GO): membrane
Molecular function (GO): glucuronosyltransferase activity
Source: RefSeq, a predicted model, not a curated record